Molecule: messenger RNA, 2717 nt
Organism: Apus apus (common swift)
Lineage: Eukaryota; Metazoa; Chordata; Aves; Apodiformes; Apodidae
Gene: SDSL
Product: serine dehydratase like
Exons: 9
Coding region: 413-1396 (327 amino acids)
Biological process (GO): L-serine catabolic process; L-threonine catabolic process
Molecular function (GO): pyridoxal phosphate binding; L-serine ammonia-lyase activity; threonine deaminase activity
Source: RefSeq, a predicted model, not a curated record
GGGGGAUGUGGGAGGGUUCCCAGUGCACCCCACGUGUCACAGCAUCAGGGCUGUGUCAUGUGAAUGUGGCAGCUCGUGUGUGAUAGCCCCCCCCUUGGGACCCCCCUGAGGCCACCAGGGAAGAGGAUGGGACUAACCUCGUGCCAAAGUGCUUCUGCUUUCAGACACUGCCAAGGAGAAACCCUGAACUCCUCCGUGCAGGGAGGAGCUGGACUGAUCUUCCUCCUGAGCCCACCUUCCUCCUCCUUGCCUGCCAGGACAGAGGCAGAGACAUGGGCACCCGGGGACACUGGCACGGCCAACGUCACCUCUCCCUCCUCUCUGUCCCCCAAACUCCUGGGCGGCUGCGGGCGAGGAGCUGGGGACAGGCAGUGAAGCCCCACGGGACGCCAGAGCACCCGGUGGCAGGGCCAUGGCAGCCCAGCUCGGCGGGGGAGAGAAGCCCUUCCACAUCGUCUCGCCCCUCCUGGAGAGCCUGCCCUUGUCCAAGGUGGCAGGGACCAAGGUCUACAUGAAGCUGGAGAACGUGCAGCCUAGUGGCUCCUUCAAGAUCCGGGGUAUCGGCCACCUCUGCCAGGAGGCUGCCAAGAAGGGCUGUCGCCACUUCGUUUGCUCCUCUGGGGGGAAUGCAGGUCUGGCAGCAGCAUAUGCAGCCAAGAAGCUGGGGCUGCCAGUCACUGUGGUGGUCCCCAGCACCACCGGCGCGGCCACCGUGCGCAAGCUGGAGGAGCUGGGGGCAGAGGUGGAGGUCUCUGGCCAGGUGUGGGAUGAAGCCAACCAGAGAGCCCUGGAGCUGGCCAAGACAGAGGGCUGGGUCAGCAUCCACCCCUUCGACCACCCCUUGGUGUGGCAGGGUCACGCCAGCCUGGUCCAGGAGCUGAAGGACUCUCUGGACACCAAACCCGACGCCAUCCUGCUGUCGGUGGGGGGCGGGGGGCUGCUGGCGGGCGUGGUGGCCGGGCUGCAGCAGGUGGGCUGGCAGGAUGUCCCCAUCGUCGCCGCUGAGACCCGGGGGGCUCACAGCUUCCACACGGCGCUGGCCGCCGGCAGGCUGGUCUCCCUGCCCGACAUCACCAGCGUGGCCAAGUGCCUGGGAGCCAAGCAGGUGGCAGCGCGGGCGCUGGAGUGUGCCCAGGAGUGCCAGGUGAUCUCCCAGGUGCUGGAGGACGCGGAGGCUGUGCGAGCCGUGGAGCGGUUCCUGGAUGACGAGAGGAUGCUGGUGCAGCCGGCGUGCGGGGCCGCCCUGGCCCUGCUCUACACGGGGCGGUUGCAGCGGCUGCAGCGGGAGGGGCGGCUGCGGACCCCCCUGGCCUCCGUGGCCCUGGUGGUGUGCGGGGGCAGCAGCAUCCAGCUGGCCCAGCUGCGGGCCCUGAAGAGCCAGCUGGGGCUGGAGUGACGCCCACCCCCGGCAGGGGAGGUGACAAAGCCCGGCCGGCCCCCCCCGGGCUCAUCCCACCUCCUCUGUCCCCAGCGUCCGUGCGGGGAUGGGGAAACUGAGGCACGCGGGUGAGCCCGGGUCUGACGCUGCAGGCAGGGCUGGGCCCGGGGCUCUGCCUGUGCCUCUCCUGCCUGUCCCUGAGGCUCACACAUCCCGCUCUGCCCCUCGGACACAUCAGGCACCCCCCUCUGUGUCCUCCAUCCCCCAGGUCCCCUCCCCAGACUCCCUGCCUCAAUUAGCAAGCGCUCCCUCUCUGACUAAUUCCUUUGCUACUGUCUUUCUGCAUUAUUAUUCUAAUGAUUAUUAAUUAUUACCCUCUCCUCCCGUUCCUGCCGUGCCCUUCCCUUAAAACCACGCACGGACCCGCUUGUUCUGGGGAUUUACCAGAGCUCCCCGGUUCUGUUCAGCACCCACAGGUUCCCAGGUGCACCCACACCUCUCUCUGUGUGCCCACCCUGCGGCCCCACUCAUCCCCCUUUCUCCCCCAUCCUACUCUUUUCCCCAUUCCCCCUGUUCCUCCAGGCUUUCCUGCUCUCCCCCACUCCCACUCCCUCCUGCUGCAUUUGCUUUUUGCCCUUUGCUGUUGCACCUCCUGGGGUUGUUGUUGUUUCUUUUUUACAUCCCCCCCAACAACUUUUCUCUCCCUUCUUUCCUCCCGUCCCGGUGAUGUGAGGAUUUGCUCCCACUGGGACUCACCAGGCAUCACCUGGUGACAUCGGGCAGGGUGACGAACCCUUUCCUGCCCCCAAAUCCUUCUUCAGCCUCCUCCCCCCGCCCCCUUUUUUUUUUUUUUUUGAUGGAAAACAUCAAAACAUUCCUGUUUUCCCGGGUGCAGCCCCAGGACCAGCUCAGCCCCCCAGAUCACAGCCUCUUUCCCCUGGGACCCACCUGUGAACCCCAAUAAACACCCCCCCCUGCCUUCCAACCUUUCCCCCUCUCCCCCUAAGACCUCCCACUGGCCAGGCCAGACCCCCAGAUACUUCUUGGAGGCCAAAAACCCCAUAAAUCAAAACUCCACCACUCCAUGGUGAACAAUAUCUUAUGUAAAAAGGUGUUUCCAGGGAGAACCAAAGUCUGGAGAAUCCUAUUAGGAGGGACACGAUUAAUUAUAACGAGUCAGCACAACCUACUCCAGCCAUUUUUUAUCCCAGGACCAAAACCUGAUUACUCUCCACCUUCUGCAGACCUUCCCUUUCUGGAAAAAAAACACAACAAAACACCAAAAAAACAAGGGAAAAAGGUCAGGCAAAAAAAUAGAAUAGCAUUGAUGUUUGCCCAA